This is a messenger RNA of Schistosoma guineensis, 375 nucleotides long. NCBI's taxonomy places the organism in Eukaryota, Metazoa, Platyhelminthes, Trematoda, Strigeidida, Schistosomatidae. The record is from the annotation of a GenBank genome assembly.
AUGUCGGCCGUUGCAGCUCAAAGCGAUGGAGUAGCCAAAUUGCAACAGGCUCGCACAGCAGCUCUAGCAAAAAUAGAGGAAGCCCGCAAUCGGAGGGCAAAGCGACUCAAGGAAGCUAAAGGUGAAGCAAAUCUGGAAGUCGAUGCUUUCAAAGCACAACAGGAAGCUCAUUAUAAUUCACUUGAGCUACAAGUUAACUCUCAGUAUGGUCCUUAUGAGGAGGUGUGUCGUCAAAUGACAGACGAACAGUUAAAGUCAAUGCAACGUUCGUUCCAGUCAAACAAAAAUGCAGCUUUGCAGUUAUUAUUGUCUAAAGUCCUAGAUGUAAAGCCUGUCGUCCAUGUCAACUUUGGUUUUAAGAGUCCGGGGUCGUAG